This is a messenger RNA of Triplophysa rosa, 2523 nucleotides long. RefSeq names its product ADAMTS-like 7 (gene adamtsl7). Gene Ontology annotation, cellular component: extracellular matrix. Gene Ontology annotation, molecular function: metalloendopeptidase activity. NCBI's taxonomy places the organism in Eukaryota, Metazoa, Chordata, Actinopteri, Cypriniformes, Nemacheilidae. The record is from RefSeq and is a predicted model, not a curated record. Gene Ontology annotation, biological process: extracellular matrix organization. The transcript is spliced from 12 exons. The coding region runs from base 174 to 2096 and encodes 640 amino acids.
CAACAUACUUAAAUGCCAAAGAGAGUGAGGAAGAAACCUUUUUCACUAAAACAUUCAUCAACAGCAACCCUGCAUUAGUUCUUCAUCACUUCUCAUAAGGAACAGGACAUACUCUCUUACUUUUACAUAUACAGACACAGAAUUCUAGUUUUGUUCUCCUCGUGGCUUGUGGGAUGCAACAGCUAAGCGGCCUUGACUGGAGAUUCAUCCGGCUUUUCAUCCAGAUGACCCUUCUGCUCACCUUCCUGUGCCCACCCACAGAGCCUGUUUCCUGGGACAAUGACUCAAGCGGCAGGCCUGGGGAGGAUUGUGGGGGUUUGCAGGUAGAUGUGUGCGGUGUGUGUGCAGGCGACGGGAGCUCGUGUGAACUGUUCAGCGGAACACGCUUUCUGUCUGUGCUUUCCGUCGGCUACCACAAGAUCCUGGACAUCCCCUCUGGAGCUCAACGAAUCAAAAUACAGGAAACACAGAAGACCAGGAACUACUUAGCUCUCAGGACAGCGACUGGUGAAUCAGUAAUAAAUGGUGACUGGGUGAUUGACAGGCCAGGGCAGUUCUAUGCCGCGGGUACUGAACUCACGUAUAAACGACCCAAUGAGAUAAGCAGCAGAGCAGGAGAAUCCAUCACUGCUCCUGGGCCGACCAAUCAAGAGCUGCAUCUCUUUGUGAUAUAUCAACAGCCCAAUCCAGUGAUAUAUUUUGAAUACAUUCUUCCCAGAGAGCCCAUCAUCAAUGUUGAUUCAGAUUCUUACUCCAGUGUUCUUCCUCUAGAAAGCCAUGAGUUAUUUCCAGGACCUGAGAUUAGCAACGGUGAAAACUCGAUGAGCAGCUCUCACCCAAACCAGGUUCCAUCAGACCCGCUGACCUCUGAACCACUUCCCCUGUACAGCUGGGUUGCCAUGGCAACAACAUCCUGCAGCACCACAUGUGGAACAGGCAGUCGUCAGGUUCUGUUCAGCUGUGUAGAUAGGGCCACUCAAACUACUGUACCGGAUGAUCUCUGCAGACACGCCCAUCAUCCCGGACCCCAGGUAGAAGACUGUCAAUCACAGCCGUGCCCGGCCUUCUGGGAUGUUGGGGAGUGGUCAGAGUGCAGUAAGACUUGUGGUCCAGGUUAUCAGCAUCGUCAGAUCAUUUGCCGGCAGACGCGGGGACACCGUGGGAAUAGCACAGUUGUUGUGGCAUCCAGCCUCUGUGAUGUCACUGAAAUGCCUGAGACGACCACAGUGUGCCAGCUGAAGAUCUGCAGCGAGUGGCAGAUUCGCUCGGAGUGGACAGAGUGCUCGGUGCCAUGUGGAGUGGGUCAGCGCAGUAGAGAAGUUGUGUGUGUGGAUAACCUGGGCGACGUAGUUUUAGAUGAGGAAUGCAACAUGGCCCUUCGCCCGCAGGACCUGCAGAACUGUGACAGGGGAGUGUGUGCCAGUAGCUGGUUCUACUCUCUCUGGAGUGACAGGUGUUCUGCAGACUGUGCAGAAGGAAGUCGCAGUCGGUCAGUAGUGUGUAUGAUGAGCCACACCAACUCUCUGCCUUUAGACAACUGCAAAGAAGAGGAUAAACCAGACGAGCUCAUGCCGUGUGACCUGGGACCCUGCACACAGAAGCUGGAAUGGUACACAGGACUGUGGGGACAGUGCUCAUCCGAAUGUGGUAAUGGUACUCAGAGUCGAAGUGUGGUCUGUGUUCUCCAAAGCAACGACCAAUUAGAAGUCACCUCAGACGAUAGCUGCUCUCAUUUGCCCCGCCCUCCAAAUGCACAAAUCUGCAAUUUGAAAAGCUGCGGUGCCCAAUGGUACAUUACAGACUGGAGCUCAUGUUCUCGGACAUGUGAAGGAGGCUUUCGAGUGAGGGAGGUGCGUUGUUUGCGAGAAGACUUGACCUUUAGCUAUGACUGUGACCCUCUUCUUGAACCUGCAAAACAAGAGGAGUGUAAUAUACACACCUGCACGCCACAGAUCGAUGAGUCCUGCAUGGAUAUGUAUUAUAAUUGUGUGGUGGUGGUCCAGGCUCAUUUGUGUGUGUAUUCAUACUAUCGCACCACAUGUUGCGCGUCAUGUUCUCGGGUCGCUCGAAGAGACACGCUGCUUAGAAUCAGGUGAUCCUGACACCUUGGGAUAUGACAUCACUGCUCUCCUCUCCCUGAACUACGAUGCCCUUGUCUUUUUGAGGUCAUGACAUCAUCCCCCAUCUGUUUUCAGCUGGAUCUCACCUUGAUGACAUCGCUGUUCACCCACUCUGUCUUUCAUUUAAAGAGACUUCAAAUUUUACCGCUCUUCCUUUUUUACGACACAAAGUGAGAAUGCUCCAUGAGUAAUUUAGUAUUUAUUGCAAAUAAAAGCAACUGAGCCACUUUUAUUUUUUGAAUCAUGUUUAUUCAUCUCUAAAAACAAACAAAACGUCUAUUGCAUUUGUUAACUUUCAUAUUUAAAUGGUAAUUUAUAUAACUAGUUGUAGAAGACAAUAGUUGUAUGUCUAUUGUGUUUGUCUGCUGUUUUAGCAGCAAGUUGUUUUGCUUAACAUAAUAAA